Molecule: messenger RNA, 1161 nt
Organism: Mangifera indica (mango)
Lineage: Eukaryota; Viridiplantae; Streptophyta; Magnoliopsida; Sapindales; Anacardiaceae
Product: transcription termination factor MTERF9, chloroplastic-like
Exons: 1
Coding region: 1-1161 (386 amino acids)
Biological process (GO): chloroplast organization; regulation of DNA-templated transcription
Cellular component (GO): chloroplast
Molecular function (GO): double-stranded DNA binding
Source: RefSeq, a predicted model, not a curated record
AUGAAUUCUGGUAUUUGCAAAACCCUUGUGUCUCUUUUCUUCAACCACUCUUCACACAUCCACAAACCACCAAUCGCAUGUUCUUCCCUCUCGCUCUCGUUCCUCUCUUCUUAUUCUUCUUCUUCACAGCCCGAAGAUGUAAAAAUCAAAGUUCCUUUAGCUGAUUACUCGAUCAAUGGGGACAACUUUUCCCCUGCUGCUGCUUUAAAAGCCUCAUCAGUUAAAAAGGAUUUGAAAAAACCUGAAAACUCGGAUUCAGUACUGUCAUUUCUCAGAGAAAGUGGUUUCAGUGAUUCCCAUCUUCAGAAAAUGGUCAAGAGAGUGCCUAACGUACUCUCUGCUAGUAUUUUUGAUACAGUUAAACCCAAAAUCAAGGUUUUUCAAGAUUUAGGUUUUUCAUCAACUGACAUUGCUGAUGUAAUAUCUUCUGAUCCCUGGAUUUUGCACAGAAGUGUAGAUAGAAUUGUACCGUCGAUUUUGUUGUUGAGGAGCGUUUUAGGAUCAAAUGCAAAUGUUACUAAGCUGUUGAAGACGCUUAGCUGGUUUCUGAAAUGUGAUUUGGAGAAGUCUAUGAUACCUAAUAUAGAAUUUUUGAAGAGUUGUGGUGUUAGUUCUACACAAAUUGUUACAUAUGUGUUUCAUUUCCCUAGACUUUUUCUCCAUAAACCUGAUAGUUUUAAGGACUUCGUUAAAAGAGUUGAUGAGAUUGGAUUUGAUAGGAAAUCGAAGAUGUUUCUUUCUGCUAUUCGGACGAUAAGUUCGAUGAGUAAGGAGAAUUGGGAACUUAAGUUGAAGUGCUUCAGGAGCUUAGGAUUUAAAGAAGAUGAUAUUGUUUCUGCAUUUAGGAGGUCGCCUCAGGCCUUUGCCAUAUCUGAGAGGAAGAUUAGAGAAACAACAGAGCUGAUUCUUAGUAGAGGAAACAUGGAUAUAUCUGUUAUUGUUAAGUACCCAUGGCUGCUCACUAUCAGCAUUGAGAGAAGGCUAAAACCUCGGCUAAGGGUUUUUGACAUUCUGAAUAGUAAGAAUUUGCUUAGUAGGACAAUCAAAUUUACUUCAGUUUGUAAGAUUUCUGAGAAGAUGUUCCUAGACAAGUAUGUGCUUCCCCAUUCUGAUGAACUUGGGGAAUUAUCAUCCCUUCUAAUGAGAACUCAUUGUCAAUAA